Molecule: messenger RNA, 3317 nt
Organism: Panicum hallii
Lineage: Eukaryota; Viridiplantae; Streptophyta; Magnoliopsida; Poales; Poaceae
Product: receptor protein kinase TMK1-like
Exons: 2
Coding region: 150-3026 (958 amino acids)
Biological process (GO): protein phosphorylation
Molecular function (GO): protein binding; protein kinase activity; ATP binding
Source: RefSeq, a predicted model, not a curated record
CCCGGCCCCCAACCAGAAAACCCCCAACGAAACAAAGCAGAGCCGAGCAGAGCAGGAACCCGACCGACCAGCCUCCUCCUCCCUCCAGGCCCCGCUGCCCGCUCUUCAAUGCUCCCCCCGUCCCGCGCCACGCCGCCUCCCCCAUCCACAUGGACUCCGCCGACGCCGCUUCCAUCCUCCCCAUCCUCCUCCUCCCCCUCCUCCUCCUCGCCGCGCCGGCGGCGGCGGCCACGCACCCGGCCGACCUCGCCGUGCUCAAGGACUUCCGCAAGUCCCUGACCAACCCCGACGCGCUCGGAUGGCCGGACAACGACGACGCCUGCGGCCCCCCCGCCUGGCCGCACGUCUCCUGCGACCACUCGGGCCGCGUCGACAACCUCGACCUCAAGAACGCCGGCCUCGCCGGCACCCUCCCCGCCAGCAUCUCCUCCCUCGCCGCCCUCCAGGGGCUCAGCCUCCAGGGGAACCGCCUCUCCGGCCCGCUUCCCUCCUUCCGCGGCAUGUCCGCCCUCCGCCGCGCCUUCCUCAACGACAACGCCUUCGACGCCAUCCCGGCCGAUUUCUUCGACGGCCUCACCGACCUCCUCGAGAUCUCCCUCGGCAACAACCCGCGCCUCAACGCCUCCAACGGCGGCUGGGCGCUGCCCGACGGACUCGCCGCCUCCGCGCAGCAGCUGCAGGUCCUCUCCCUCGACAACUGCAGCCUGUCCGGCGCCGUACCGCCCUUCCUCGGCACCAUGAACAGCCUACAGAACCUCACCCUCUCCUACAACAACCUCUCCGGCCCCAUCCCCGACACCUUCAACGCCUCCGGCAUCCAGAGGCUCUGGCUCAACAACCAGCUCGGGGAGACCAAGCUCUCCGGCACACUCGACGUCAUCGCCACCAUGGCUAGCCUCCAGGAGCUCUGGCUGCACGGCAACCAGUUCGCCGGCCCCAUCCCCGACGCCAUCGCUGCCUGCAAGAACCUCUACACCGUCAGGCUCAACAACAACCAGCUCCUGGGCCUCGUGCCUCCUGGCCUCGCCACCCUACCCGAGCUCCAGGAGCUCAAGCUCGACAACAACAAUCUCUUGGGCCCCGUCCCGCCCGUCAAGGCGCCCAAUUUCACCUUCUCCGGCAACGAGUUCUGCGCCAGCAAGCCCGGGGACACCUGCGCGCCGGUGGUCAUGGCAUUGCUCCAAUUCCUCGCCGAUGUCCAGUACCCGACCGGGCUCGCCGAUACCUGGUCCGGGAACGACCCCUGCGCGGCGGGUUGGACCGGCGUUACCUGCGUCCAAGGCAAAGUCACCGUGCUCAACCUGCCAGACAAAGGCCUCAACGGCACAAUCAGCCCGAGUCUCGGCAACAUCACCACGCUCUUAGACGUCAUUCUCGGCGGGAACCAUCUCACCGGCCGAGUGCCGGACAGCCUCACCAACCUCGACUCGCUUCGGAAGCUGGACUUGUCCAUGAAUGACUUAUCCGGGCCACUACCCACCUUCAAGCCGAGCGUCCAGGUGGAUGUCUCUGGUAAUCUCAACUUCAAUAGCAUGGCGGCGGCGCCGGAUGCGCAGCCAAACAACUCCCCUCAUUCUCCAGCAACGCCGAACGGCGCACCAGGCUCACAUGGCAGUAAUGCAGCCAUCCCGGGGAAUGUGAAGAAGACCUCAUCAUCUGUCUUGCUGGGCACAACCAUUCCGGUUGCAGUCAGCGUGGUUGCUCUGGUAUCGGUGGGUGCUGCAUUCUUCUGCAAGAAAAGGGCAUCAACGCCGCCUCAGGCAGCCUCUGUUGUUGUCCAUCCCCGUGAUAGUUCCGAUCCAGACAACUUGGCCAAGAUUGUUGUGGCGACCAAUGACGGCAGCAGCGGCACAUCUCAAGGCAAUACACAUAGCGGGAGCAGCAGCCUGGCUGGUGAUGUCCACAUGAUCGAGGCUGGAAAUUUUGUGAUCGCAGUGCAGGUCCUCCGUGGCGCCACCAAGAAUUUUGCCAAGGAGAAUGUGCUUGGCCGUGGGGGCUUUGGCGUCGUUUACAAAGGGGAGCUGCACGACGGCACCAUGAUUGCGGUGAAGAGGAUGGAGGCUGUUGCGGUCAGCAACAAGGCUUUGGACGAGUUCCAAGCUGAGAUUGCCGUUCUAACCAAGGUCCGGCACCGCAAUUUGGUGUCGAUUCUGGGAUACGCAAUCGAAGGGAACGAGAGGCUGCUGGUCUAUGAAUACAUGCCUAAUGGGGCUUUGAGCAGGCAUCUGUUCCAGUGGAAGCAGCUUGGGCUGGAGCCUCUCUCGUUGAAGAAGAGGCUCAACAUCGCCUUGGAUGUCGCCCGCGGAAUGGAAUAUCUGCACAAUCUGGGUCAUCACCGCUUCAUUCACAGGGAUCUUAAGUCUGCAAACAUUCUACUAGGCGAUGACUUCCGGGCAAAGGUGUCGGACUUUGGGCUGAUGAAAGAUGCGCCAGAUGGGAACUUCUCUGUGGCAACCAGACUCGCCGGAACUUUUGGAUACUUGGCUCCUGAGUAUGCAGUGACGGGGAAAAUCUCAACAAAAGCAGAUGUCUUCAGCUUUGGGGUAGUGCUGCUGGAACUGAUAACAGGGACAACUGCUAUUGAUGACAGCCGUGUAGGCGAGGGUGAGGAAACCCGUCAUCUGGCAUACUGGUUCUGUCAGAUAAGGAAGGAUGAGGAGAAGCUGAGGGCGGCGAUCGAUCCCACUCUGGAUGUGACCGACGAUGAGAUCUUCGAUAGCAUCAGCGUGAUCGCGGAGCUUGCUGGACACUGCACUGCCCGGGAGCCCUCCCAGCGGCCGGACAUGGGGCACGCCGUGAACGUGCUGGUCCCGAUGGUGGAGAAGUGGAAGCCUGUGAAGGACGAGGCCGAGGAUUACCUGGGCAUCGACCUGCACCUGCCGCUGCUUCAGAUGGUGAAGAGCUGGCAGGACGCAGAGGCCAGCAUGACGGACGGGAGCAUCCUGAGCCUGGAAGACAGCAAAGGUAGCAUCCCGGCCCGGCCGGCCGGGUUUGCCGAGUCGUUCACCUCGGCGGACGGCCGGUGAAGAGGAGGAACUGAGGAAGCGUCAGCAUCUUUAUCUACCGACUACGGUGAUGGGAUAAUAAGUAGUACAUCUCUCUCUCUCUCUCUCUGUCGCCUGUUUUCGCACAGCGUUUAAUUUGUUGUUUGUAGGUAAAAAGAAAAAAGAAAAGAAAAAAAAGAGAGCGCAGCAUUGCCCAUGUGCUUGUGCUUCUUCUGUAGAUAGAUGAUAUGUUUCUUUUUGGUAGUAGGAUUGCUUGUUUGUGUUAUUCCAAUCUUGAGACUCAAGUCUCUGGCUUCUCCGAGCCGUCAUCAA